Molecule: messenger RNA, 1495 nt
Organism: Anneissia japonica
Lineage: Eukaryota; Metazoa; Echinodermata; Crinoidea; Comatulida; Comatulidae
Product: geranylgeranyl transferase type-2 subunit beta-like
Exons: 9
Coding region: 155-1153 (332 amino acids)
Biological process (GO): protein geranylgeranylation
Cellular component (GO): Rab-protein geranylgeranyltransferase complex
Molecular function (GO): Rab geranylgeranyltransferase activity
Source: RefSeq, a predicted model, not a curated record
ACGUUUUUUGUUGGGGCGACGGGCGACGACGACGACGACGUGAAUGAGCGCUCGUCACCCCUCCUCUCAUUCAGGUUAGGCUAGGCCUGAGCCAGAGUCAAGAAGAUUACAGUACAGUAGGACGUAGUCUAAAUGUCGGUAACUGGACGGGAAAAUGGGUACACAAGUUAAAGACGUCAUUAUAAAAGAAGAUGCACCAAAAUUACUCUUACUGGAAAAGCAUGCAGAUUACAUAGAACUUUAUGGAAAGAAAGAAGAUGACUAUGAGUUUGUUAUGACAGAGUUUCUGCGAAUGAAUGGUGUUUACUGGGGCAUCACCGUCAUGGACUUGAUGAACCAAUUGGAGAGAAUGAACAAACAAAACAUCCUACAGUUUAUAUCGGACUGUCAGCAUGAAUGUGGUGGCAUAAGCAGUAGUCUUAAGCAUGACCCCCACCUCCUCUAUACCCUAAGUGCAAUACAGAUUUUAACAAUUUAUGAAAGUUUAGAAACUAUAAACAUAGACAAAGUUGUUUCAUAUGUGAGUGGGUUGCAGCAGGAGGACGGUUCAUUCAUGGGGGACAAGUGGGGAGAGAUUGACACAAGGUUUUCAUUCUGUGCAGUUGCCUGUUUGUCCCUUUUAAAUAGGCUCGAUGCUAUUAAUGUUGACAAGGCUGUUGAAUAUGUUCUAUCUUGUAUGAAUUUUGAUGGUGGAUUUGGGUGUCGACCAGGUUCAGAGUCUCAUUCUGGCCAGAUUUACUGCUGUUUAGGGAUGCUGUCCAUUACCAAGUCCCUUCAUCAUGUGAAUACUGACAUGCUAGGCUGGUGGCUCUGUGAAAGACAACUCCCCUCAGGAGGGCUCAAUGGCAGGCCAGAGAAGCUACCAGAUGUAUGCUAUUCCUGGUGGGUGCUGGCAUCAUUGAAGAUCAUUGGCAAGAUUCACUGGAUUGACAAGGAAAAGCUUGAGAGCUAUAUUCUAGCCUGCCAAGAUGAUGAAACAGGUGGCUUUGCUGAUAGACCAGGCGACAUGGUUGAUCCAUUCCACACAUUGUUUGGUAUUGCUGGUUUGUCACUCCUUGGCAGCUACGCCGACAAAAUCAAGACUGUUAACCCAGUCUACUGCAUGCCAGAAUACGUGCUAAGAAAACACAAUAUACAUCCGCAGUUACUAUGAUGAACAAACUUACAUAAAAAGACAAUUUUCAUUGCUAAUUUUUGUGUCAAAUGUGGAUUGUUGUUAGGGUGGUCCAUUGAUCCUUGAGUAGAGAUCAUAAGUCCGGUGUACAAUUCAUUAGUAAAACACACUUAAUAGAUUUGCUGAACAUGUGUACAAAAAAGAGCACAGUACAGUAUACUGCCCUUCAAAAAAAUCCGCAGGAGAAUCUCCCAGCAUACUGCCCAAUUUACCAACAGAUGCACCUGACUGGAAAUAAGUCUAGACUUUAGUGGGUUUUCCAUGGUGGUUUACACUAAAGAACUUUUAUCCAAAUAAAUCCUUAUUAGGUGAAUGCGGCAA